ACCUAGCGAAACAAAAAUGUUUCGCAUAAAAUUUUUAAUAAUAAAUUGCUUACUCUUAAGCACUCAUAUAAUAUGGGUUCAAGGCUGUACUGGUGAAGGAGGUGUCAGUGAGACAACUACAACUACCAAGGAUUGGUGGCAAACUUCUCAAUUCUAUCAGAUAUAUCCCAGAUCAUUUAUGGACUCUAAUGGUGAUGGCAUAGGUGAUUUAAAAGGCAUAACAUCCAAAUUAUCGUAUCUCAAGGAAAUUGGCAUUAAUGCCACUUGGCUGUCUCCUAUCUAUGUCUCACCUAUGGCUGAUUUUGGUUAUGACAUCGCGGAUUUCUUUGAUAUACAACCGGAAUAUGGCACUUUAGAUGAUUUUGAUGAAAUGAUUAAGGAGGCCAAUAGAUUGGGCAUUAAGAUCAUAAUGGAUUUUGUGCCCAAUCAUUCGAGUGAUGAAAGUGUGUGGUUUAAAAAAUCCGUUAAUCGCGAAAAGGGCUAUGAGGAUUAUUAUGUGUGGGAAGAUGGCUAUUUAAGUGAAAAUGGUACUAGAAUGCCACCUAGCAAUUGGCUGCAGGCUUUUCGUGGUUCUGCCUGGGAAUGGAAUGAACAGAGACAACAAUAUUAUUUGCAUCAGUUUGCUGUUAAACAAGUCGAUUUAAAUUAUCGCAAUCCCGAUGUGGUGGCUCAAAUGAAACGUGUUCUUACCUUUUGGUUGGAUCGUGGUGUGGCUGGCUUUAGAUGUGAUGCUGUUCCCUGGAUGUUUGAAGUUUUACCAGAUGAAAAUGGUCGUUAUCCCGAUGAACCACCGAGCGGUGUAACCGAUGAUCCCUUGGAUGAGAGAUAUCUAAAACAUAUUUAUACUCAAGAUCAGCCGGAAACCAUAGAUAUGGUUUAUCAGUGGCAUACUUUGUUGCAGGACUAUCAACGGGUCCAUGGUGGUGAUACGCGAGUGUUGAUGAUUGAAACUUGGUCUGCAAUUGAUCAAGUUAUGCUUAUGUAUGGCAAUAACACAGCUGAUGGUGCUCAGAUUCCCUUUAAUUUCCAAUUUAUCAUUGGUGGUAGUAGUAAUCUGGAUAAUACAGAUUUGAAGGCACCCGGAUUUGUUAAGAUUAUAAAGUCUUGGUUUACAAAUAUGCCAUCUGGAAAAACAGCGAAUUGGGUGAUGGGCAAUCAUGACAGACGUCGUGUGGGCAGUCGCUAUGGUGAGAAUCGUAUUGAUCUUAUGAACAUGUUGCAAAUGUUUUUACCAGGUGUUAGUGUCACCUAUAAUGGUGAUGAAAUCGGUAUGCUUGAUUUCGAGGUAUCCUGGGAGGACAGUGUGGAUCCGGCUGCUUGCAAUUCCAAUGCCAGUAUCUAUGAAAAGUUCACCAGAGAUCCGGAACGUACCCCCUUCCAAUGGUCGUCAGCAGCCAAUGCUGGCUUCUCUACUGCCUCAAAAACAUGGCUGCCCAUCAAUCCCAACUAUGUCGAUGUUAAUGUGGAAACUGAGUCAGCUCAAACGAAAAGUCAUUUAAAUGUCUAUAAGCAAAUGUCCAAACUAAGACAAACGAAAACCAUACAAGAUGGUAAUAUACAAUAUGGCAAUGUUGGCGAUAAUAUCUUGGCUAUAAAAAGAUCCCUAGCCAAUGAUAAAACUUAUAUACUUUUGGCCAAUGUUUUGUCUGAAGACACUUCGGCUGAUGUUACCGAUAUUAUUAAGGCUACUGGUACUUUCCAGACCAAAAUUGCUAAUGUUAUUUCCACCAGAAAAGAGGGCGACUUGGUUACUUUGGACAAUGUUUAUUUACAGGGCAAUGAAGCUAUCAUAGUGGAAUCUGUUUAAUUCAAUUAAUGGUGAAUAUAUAAUGUUUUAAUAAAAAUCUGAAAAAUAGAAUAUUA
This is a messenger RNA of Calliphora vicina (urban bluebottle blowfly), 1863 nucleotides long. Its product is annotated as maltase A3-like. Lineage: Eukaryota; Metazoa; Arthropoda; Insecta; Diptera; Calliphoridae. The coding region runs from base 17 to 1807 and encodes 596 amino acids. Gene Ontology annotation, biological process: carbohydrate metabolic process. The transcript has 5 exons. The record is from RefSeq and is a predicted model, not a curated record.